AUGACUAAAGAAGAAGCGACAUUUAGGUCUGCAGAUAUGACCUACGUGCAGCUAUAUAUCCCGCUGGACAUUUCUAGAGAAGUUGUUUGUUUACUGGGAAACCUUGGAACGAUCAUGUUCCGGGACUUGAACACCGAGCUCAGCGCGUUCCAGCGUGGCUACGUAAACCAGAUUCGGAAGUUCGACGAACUGGAAAGACUGAUUUUAAACAUGGACUCCGUGGUACAGAAGUUUAGUAAAGAAACAUGGAAGUACACAGUGCACAGUGACGUCGACAAUGCCACACAACACCCGAGCUUGAGCUUUUUGAUAUCAACGAUGCAGACCCACACCGUGGAUACCAUAAGUGACCUUGCUUCAGAGAUCACCGACUUCGAGGCUCGCGUCCGUCAGCUUCAUGACUCGUUGAAUCACUUACACCAACGGCUAGACCUGUUGAUGGAACAUCGACACACGGCUUUUGAGUGUCAUAGGUAUUUGGAAGUGAAUCCUGGUCUCUCAGGGAGGGUCAACAGAGGACAACAAGAAAGAGAACUCAAUGCAGACGAUUUUCAGAUGGACUUUGGUGAGAUAAGUGAUAACCUGAGCGAUGCAUUUUCAUUUGACGACGAGGGAGAAGACGUUCACGGCCCUACCGUCGCUGCAUCGAGGCCAGACCCAGGGGCCAUAGAUCUUGAGGAAGGGUUUCGUCAUCGUACUACCAUAAUAGGGUCUAUCAACAGGGCAAAAGUAGAGACCUUGAACAAAAUUCUUUUCAGAAUUUUGCGAGGAAACCUCUUUUUCCACAACAUACCCAUAUCGGAACAUCUAUUAGAGAAUGGUCUGCCUGUUGAAAAAGAUUGCUUUAUUGUGUUUACUCAUGGCGAGGUGUUGCUAAAGAAGGUCAGGAAAGUGGUUGAAUCCUUAAACGGCAAAAUCUUCCCCACCAACGAAGGAAGAUCAACGAUCCAGAGCCUCAAUUCGCAAAUCACUGAUCUUCAACAAAUAUGUCAAACUACAGAGCAGACUCUGUAUACCGAGCUUUUGAUAGUGGCCGACCAGAUGCCAAUGUGGAAAGCAGUUUCCCGAAGAGAAAAACUCCUUUAUGCCGCUUUGAAUCUUUUUCGAGAGGAAUCUCAGGGCCUGGUAGCAGAAGGCUGGAUACCCACUAGUGAAAUAGUGCCCGUUUCCAAUGCAUUGAAAAAUUACAGUGAGAAUACGGGGUCACAAAACAGUGCAGUUGUGAGCGUCAUUAAAACCAACAAAAAACCACCAACUUUCCACAGAACCAAUAAAUUCACCCAGUCUUUCCAGGCCAUUGUAGAUGCGUAUGGCAUUGCGACUUACAAAGAGGUUAAUCCUGGUUUGGCCACCAUCGUAACAUUUCCUUUCAUGUUUGCGAUUAUGUUUGGUGACGCUGGUCAUGGUGCAAUCUUGUUUAUGAUUGCUCUUUACUUGGUUUUAAACGAGAGAACGCUUGCGACAGCUCAAAACGGCGAAAUAUUUGACAUGGCUUUUUCUGGUCGCUACGUUAUACUCUUGAUGGGAUUUUUUUCCAUUUACACUGGACUUCUUUACAAUGAUAUAUUCUCUCUUUCAAUGACGUUUUUCAAAUCAGGAUGGAAGUGGCCUUCAGACUUCAAGGCUGGUGAUUCGAUCGAAGGAGUCAAAUCGGGGGUGUAUCCCUUUGGGCUCGACUCCGCGUGGCACGGCACUGAAAAUAAUUUGAUUUUCACCAACUCCUACAAGAUGAAACUGUCGAUUUUGAUGGGAUUCACGCAUAUGACCUAUUCCUUGAUGUUUUCUCUGGUUAAUUACAGAUUUUUUAACUCCCGAGUCGACAUAAUUGGAAAUUUCCUUCCGGGGCUCGUGUUCAUGCAAUCAAUAUUCGGCUAUUUGUCCUGGGCCAUCAUCUACAAAUGGUCAAAGGACUGGAUAAAGGAUGAAAAGGUUGCCCCUGGUCUGCUGAAUAUGCUCAUUAAUAUGUUUCUCGCUCCGGGGGUGGUUGAGGAACCGUUAUUUCGUGGUCAGGCAUUUCUGCAAGUCUUUUUUCUACUCGCGGCCCUAGUAUGCGUACCUUGGCUCUUACUUUACAAGCCUUUAAAGUUAAGAGCCCAAAAUAAAAAUGCAAAAUUCCACGGCUAUGAGAGUGUUCAUGCUCAAACAGUGACGGAAAGCAUUUUAGAGUCUCAAGCGAACGCUGGCGAAGAAUUAGUAGUUACUGACUAUCAUGAUGAUCCUUCGGCAUCGUUCGAUUUUGGAGACGUGAUGAUACACCAAGUAAUCCAUACCAUUGAAUUCUGCUUGAACUGUAUAUCCCAUACGGCGUCAUAUCUGAGACUUUGGGCCUUAUCUCUUGCACACGCUCAAUUAUCCAGCGUUCUUUGGUCUAUGACCAUAGCUAAUGCAUUCAGUUCUGAAAGUCCUGGCUCACCGCUCGCCGUGACGAAGGUAGUUAUAUUAUUUGGAAUGUGGUUUGUGCUGACUGUUUGUAUCCUCGUACUCAUGGAAGGAACAUCUGCCAUGUUGCACUCCUUACGUCUACAUUGGGUAGAAGCUAUGUCGAAAUUUUUCGAAGGUGAAGGAUAUCCUUAUGAGCCUUUUACGUUCCAAAAUGUCGAUCAGCUAGAGCUUUCAGAGAGACUUGGAUAG
Molecule: messenger RNA, 2631 nt
Organism: Lachancea dasiensis
Lineage: Eukaryota; Fungi; Ascomycota; Saccharomycetes; Saccharomycetales; Saccharomycetaceae
Source: the annotation of a GenBank genome assembly